AUGAGGGAGAAAGACAUGCCGUACUCGGAGACAACACCUCUGCUGGAGGUCCACGUCGCUCCUCAGCGACAUCGAUACCCACAUCAUGUCCUCCGUCGAGCUUGUACUAUCUCCCUUGGAGCUUUACUUGUUUUGGCAACAACUUUGUUCCUGAUCCCCACCGCCAUCUUGCCUCGGGAGCAUGGCUCAAUCUGGUCUUAUCUCCCAUGGUCUCAUCCAAUUCCUCAUGACGCAUGGCCAGAAAGUUAUGGUCUUCCGUACGAUCAGCUCCAGCAGAUCCUCCUCAAUGUUCCCUCUGCGGCCAAGGCUCGUGAGUGGAGCAACUACUAUACUGCGGGACCGCACUUGGCGGGUAAGAACCUGUCCCAAGCUCUUUGGACAAUGGAGAAGUGGAAGGAGUUUGGUGUUGAAGAUACCAGUCUCGCCACUUACGAUAUCUACCUCAAUUACCCGGUUGACCACCGCUUGGCUCUGCUGAAGCAGUCGGAUGAUAAGACCGAGGUUACCUUUGAGGCUACAUUAGAGGAAGAUGUCUUGGAAGAGGAUCCCACUUCCAGUCUGCCCGACCGUGUCCCAGCCUUCCAUGGCUAUUCCGCUAGUGGCAAUGUGACCGCCCAGUAUGUGUAUGUUAACUUCGGCACAUACGCGGACUACGAGGAUCUUGUCAAUUCCAACAUCACCUUGGAGGGUAAGAUUGCGAUUGCCAAGUAUGGUCGUAACUUCCGUGGCUUAAAGGUGAAGCGUGCACAGGAACUUGGAAUGGUCGGUGUUGUUAUCUACUCUGACCCUCAGGAGGACGGAGAGAUCACUGAAGAAAACGGCUACGAGGCGUAUCCGAACGGACCGGCGCGAAACCCAAGUGCGAUCCAGAGAGGUAGCACACAAUUCUUGAGUAUCCUUCCCGGUGACCCCACAACCCCAGGCUACCCAUCUAAGCCUGGAUGCGAACGACAGGAUCCCCAUAAAUCUAUUCCUUCCAUCCCAUCUCUGCCCAUCUCUUACAAUGAGGUGUUACCCUUCUUGAAGGCCCUCAACGGGCACGGCCCCAAGGCGUCCGACUACAAUGAGUGGUGGCAGGGCGGUGGUCUUGGUCAUAAGGGUGUCGAGUACAACAUUGGACCAUCACCCGAAGAUGUAGUCAUUAACCUCGACAACGAGCAGGAGUAUGUGACGACCCCCUUGUGGAACGUCAUUGGUGUGAUCAAGGGUCACAUCUCCGACGAGGUUGUCAUCCUGGGCAACCACCGUGACGCGUGGAUUGCUGGUGGUGCCGGUGAUCCAAACAGCGGAUCUGCUGCGCUCAACGAGGUUGUCCGCAGCUUUGGUGAGGCUCUCAAAGCUGGAUGGAAGCCAUUGCGCACUAUCGUCUUUGCCAGCUGGGAUGGCGAGGAAUAUGGCUUGCUUGGUUCGACCGAGUGGGUUGAGGAAUAUCUCCCCUGGCUUUCUGCAGCUAACAUCGCGUACUUGAACGUCGAUGUUGCUGCUGCUGGUACUAACUUUGAGCCUCGAGCUAGUCCCCUCCUGAACAAGGUCAUCAACGAUGUCACCGGCUUGGUACAGUCCCCCAACCAAACAGUUCGAGGCCAGACAGUCCGCGAUUUGUGGAACGGCAAGAUUGCAACAAUGGGCAGUGGUAGUGAUUUUACUGCCUUCCAGGAUUUUGCUGGCAUCGCCAGUCUUGAUUUCGGCUUUGGCCGCGGGAAGACUGACCCUGUAUAUCACUACCACUCAAACUACGACAGCUUUGAAUGGAUGGAGAAGUACGGUGAUCGUGACUUCCUCUAUCACCAAGCCUGCACAAAGCUCUGGGCUCUGACCGCCGCUCAACUGGUCGAAUCCCCUCUCCUUGCGCUAAACGCUACCGACUAUGCCUUGGGAUUGGGAUCCUACCUGGACCGCAUUAAGCCUUCGGCGGACAACCUCCCAGGGAACACACGAUUCCACUUCGCGCCUCUAGAUAGAGCCAUUCUGGAGUUCCAGGAAGUCGCAAAGGCAUUCGAUGCCUAUUCCGCUGAUUUGACGUCCCAGCUCGGUGAAGAUGUACCAUGGUAUCACUGGUGGAAGAAGGUUAGACUUUGGUUCCAGAUUCGUGCCACCAACAAGAAGUAUAAGAGCAUUGAACAAGCAUUCUUGUACCAACCUGGUUUGGAUGGCCGUGAGUGGUUCAAGCACGUUGUCUUUGCCCCUGGUAUCUGGACCGGCUAUGCUGGAGCUACUUACCCUGGCCUGGUGGAGAGUCUUGACGCCGGAGAUAUCAAAAAUGCCAAGAAAUGGAGUUCUAUCAUUCUGGGACGGAUCGAGGCGGCGACUAAAUUGUUGCAGUAG
This is a messenger RNA of Penicillium antarcticum, 2325 nucleotides long. RefSeq names its product M28 family metallopeptidase. The record is from RefSeq and is a predicted model, not a curated record. The coding region runs from base 1 to 2325 and encodes 774 amino acids. Lineage: Eukaryota; Fungi; Ascomycota; Eurotiomycetes; Eurotiales; Aspergillaceae. The transcript is spliced from 2 exons. Gene Ontology annotation, molecular function: carboxypeptidase activity.